This is a messenger RNA of Daktulosphaira vitifoliae (grape phylloxera), 1309 nucleotides long. RefSeq names its product thioredoxin domain-containing protein 15 (gene bug). Gene Ontology annotation, biological process: cilium assembly. The record is from RefSeq and is a predicted model, not a curated record. Gene Ontology annotation, cellular component: cilium. The coding region runs from base 183 to 1202 and encodes 339 amino acids. NCBI's taxonomy places the organism in Eukaryota, Metazoa, Arthropoda, Insecta, Hemiptera, Phylloxeridae. The transcript has 6 exons.
UAUAGGCUCGGAACACAAAAUAAAAUUUUUGUAUACUAUUUUGUAGUUAAUUAAAACAAAAAAUAUUGAAUGCUAAAAUGUUAUUAUCUCAAUUUAUUUAUAUAUAAAUUUGUAAUAUGAUUUUUCAUUUGUUAUAGUUAUUGAUAAUAAUUAUUUUAUUAUUAAAUAUUAAAAAUUCAAUAAUGAAUUUUCUACAAUACAUUAUGUUUUUGCUGUUUAUGUAUGGUGUAAUGACAAAAGCUGAUUCAGAUGAAAGUUUAAAUAUUGAUGACAGUCAAUUUUCGUUAGAACCAUCUGAUUCUCCUAAGAAUGUUACUUUUGUACCACAAAUGGCAGAGUUAACUGAUAUUCAAGCCAUAAGCAAUGCAAUAAAAAACUUUCAAAAAAAAUUAGAAGAAGAACAUAAUUAUCUUCCCACUAUGCAAGCUUAUUUAACUACUAGCACUACUACAAAUGGAGGUAAAGAAUUUAAAUUUAGUACAUUUUUAUCCUCAGUCUUGUAUGCAGAACUUGUUACUGAUAGUACUAAUACAAGCCACCCAUCUGUAUAUGAACCAUUAUCAAACAUAACAGCAGCUAAUAACUCUAGGAUUGUGAACUGCACUAACUUUAUUCCUCUAAACAUGACUGAAGUUUCUGUUGAGGUGGUAAAUUCAACAAGACUUGGUUAUGUUUUAAAAACAGAUCCUGAAAUUACAAAUCGCCGAACAAUUGCAGCUUGUACAUUGGUAUUAUUUUAUGCAAGAUCUUGUCAGUUUAGUACAUUAGCAGCUCCACAUUAUAAUGUACUUCCUAGAAUAUUUCCUCAAGUUAAAAUGGUAGCUUUUAAUGCUAUCUCAGAACAGAGGUUCAACACAAUGUAUGGUAUUACAGGAGUUCCAUCUUUGGUUCUAUUUCACAAUGGACGUCCUAUAGCAAAAUAUAAUGGAUCAGAUUAUUCACUUUAUGAGUUUACCAAAUUUGUUAUUAGACACACAGAUCUCACACCUAAUGAAAAAGUAGAAAUUACAGUAACUGACUUUGUCAAACCAGUCCCUGGUUUUGGAAAUCGAGAUAAUGAUUAUUCUUUAUGGCUUGCAUGGUUUGUUAUCAUAUUCUGGAUUAUUGCAUAUAUGCAAACUAUGAAUUUUUGGAGACGAUUUGUAGAGGAUAUCAAAAAUAUAUGGCGUGAAGCAGAGGCUCAACAUGAGCAUGAAGAUUAAUUACAAUGUUAUAUAAUAAUUUUGUUUAUAAUUUGUAUAAUUUAGUGUUAAUGUAUAAUAUUAAAUGGUCUUUGAAAAAAAAAAUGUUUGAUAAAAUAGUUUGAGAA